AUGUCGGGGUCUCCCCUCGAUCGCCGCAUAUCCGACCAGGAUAUCGUGGCCGAGAAACACAUCCAGGAGAAAAUCCUCGACUCGCCGCCCAGUGAGAUCGACCAGGGCAUUAUUAAAGACUGGGACGGCGAGGAAGCUGCCGUCAAGCGCAAGAUCGACUUCAUCCUCAUUCCGACCCUCGCCCUCGCCUUCUUCGCACUGCAAAUGGACCGAGGCAAUAUCAGCGCCGUCCUCACAUCCACCAUUACCAAGGAUCUGAACAUCACCACGAACCAAGUCAAUAUCGGUUCCCAGCUGCUCUCGGUGGGCAUCGUGCUCUCGGAGAUCCCCUCAAAUAUCAUUAUGCAGCGGAUCGGACCGCGCGUUUGGUUGUCCGGCCAAUUGUUUGCCUGGGGGCUGGUGGCAACCUUCCAGGCCUUUAUCCAGUCCUAUCCGGCCUAUUUGGUCACUCGCAUCCUGUUAGGUUUCUGUGAAGGUGGCUUCAUUCCCGGAGCUCUAUACUAUCUUUCAACAUGGUACAAGAAGGAUGAGACCAGUCUGCGCACCAGUCUGUUCUUUUACGGUCAGAUGCUCGCCUCUGGAACAUCGAGCUUGAUAUCAGCCGGUCUACUACGACUCUCGGGCCGUCACGGGCUGGAGGGCUGGCGUUGGAUUUUCCUAGUUGAGGGGCUCCUCACGCUCUUCAUUGGCAUCUUCUUCACCCUGCUUGUACCUCCUAAGGCCGGCGAUGGCCGCCCCCUGAUCAGCUUCGGCCGUUGGAGUUACUUUACCGAGCGCGAGUCGCACAUCAUCCGCAACCGUGUUCUUCUGGACGAUCCUCGCAAGGCCAAGGGCCACAUUCAGAUCUCCCGAUCCGAUAUUUGGAAGACCCUGAAGCAGCCGCGCAUUAUGCAGCAUGUCUUCGUCACGCUGGUGGCAAUGUCCGGAUUCCAGGGCUUGACCCAAUACACUCCCAGCAUGAUCAAGUCCAUGGGAUUCAGCGCAAUUCGAGCCAAUGCCUUGGCCUCGGUGCCAGUCUUCUGCAGCAUUGUUUGGUUGACGGUACUCUCUUUUGCCGCUGAUUUCACCGGACACCGUGGACCCUGGGUACUGCUUGCUAUUACCUGGAACGUGAUCUCCUACGCCUGCCUGCGAACCACCCCAUACACUUCAUCAAAAUGGCACCGGUAUGGCGUCAUCGCUGUCGCCAAUGUGUCCUAUUGCAGCAUGCACAUUCUGAAUGUCGGUUGGCUAUCGGUCUACUGCCGCACGCCCCAAGAACGAAGUGUUGCCAUGGCUCUCGUCGUGAUGGCCGCCAAUUGCGCCGGUAUUUCCGGCUCCCAGAUCUUUCGCACUGAGGAUGCGCCCAAGUACAUCCAUGGUCUCACCGCAGUUUGUGCCUUGGCCGGGGCUUCAUGGGUGCUGGCAGCAGUUCUCUGCGCGCAAUAUUACUACCGACGUCAGAAGAACAUCAAUACUGGUGCGAAUGCGCCUGUGGCAGCGUAA
Messenger RNA from Penicillium macrosclerotiorum, 1485 nucleotides. RefSeq lists its product as uncharacterized. Bases 1 to 1485 code for a protein of 494 amino acids. The transcript has 7 exons. Lineage: Eukaryota; Fungi; Ascomycota; Eurotiomycetes; Eurotiales; Aspergillaceae. Gene Ontology annotation, cellular component: membrane. The record is from RefSeq and is a predicted model, not a curated record. Gene Ontology annotation, molecular function: transmembrane transporter activity. Gene Ontology annotation, biological process: transmembrane transport.